Messenger RNA from Eucalyptus grandis, 849 nucleotides. RefSeq names its product transcription factor bHLH114-like. The record is from RefSeq and is a predicted model, not a curated record. Gene Ontology annotation, molecular function: protein dimerization activity; DNA-binding transcription factor activity, RNA polymerase II-specific; RNA polymerase II cis-regulatory region sequence-specific DNA binding. Gene Ontology annotation, biological process: regulation of transcription by RNA polymerase II. Gene Ontology annotation, cellular component: nucleus. The coding region runs from base 1 to 849 and encodes 282 amino acids. Lineage: Eukaryota; Viridiplantae; Streptophyta; Magnoliopsida; Myrtales; Myrtaceae. The transcript is spliced from 9 exons.
AUGAGCAACUCCUUUCUUCCAUCUUUACAAUCUGAACUUUUCACCAUAGGAAACGAGUUUCGGAUGUCGAAUCUGGAAGUUUCUUCCCUGCUGGACAACAAAAUGAACGUGCACAGCAAUGGUGGAUUCUAUUUGCAGUCCAAAGCAUUCAAUGAUGAUUACUGGUUAAGAGAUGAAGAUAAUGUGGCAAUUCCUGCUCAGCCCCUUAAUGAUCUUCAAACAGGUUAUGAGUACAUCAUAUCAAGGUGUGAUACAAUCUAUGAGCAGCCAAGAAAGAAGUUUUUGGUUCCACAAACUCCAAAUGAUUUGCAGGCCAAUCACAAUGAAAGGAAGCACCAAUUAAACGGAAAAGAGUUCGUAUCCGGAGAGGGCUUUAGUGUACCGCAGCUCGAAAGCAUGCCUUUGAACGAGUGGAACAAGAACAAGAGGAAAAGAACCUUGUCUAAUGAAGAACAUCAUGAAGUUCAAAAUGGCUCGGUUAAGGCUCAGCGGUGCAGGAUGCAAAUUCCAGUGAGGAGAAGUCAAAAGAUAGGUGACAAAAUUACAUCUCUACAAAAGCUGGUAUCUCCAUAUGGCAAGACUGACACUGCUUCAGUACUCCAAGAAGCUUCCCUAUAUAUCAAGCUCCUUCAAGAACAAAUUCAGAAUCUAUUCCAGAUGCUAAGCAGCUCAUAUAGUAGCGUCAGAGCACUCCAACCACAGCCGUGCAUUGAUGUAGAGGUGAACGGGGAAAGGGAAAUUGAUUUGCGAAGCAGAGGACUCUGUUUGGUUCCGGUAUCAUCGGUUCAGGAAAAGUCGAAAGAGAUCCGUGCUGAAGCUCACAGUCGUAUUUAUCAAGGAAGUUGGUGA